AGCUUGGGCAUGUGGGCGAGUUGUGCACAUUCAAAUUAAACAUCUUUCUAAUGACAUCCAUCUGCAUCUUGAAUACAAGUAAAAAAUUGUAAGACAGCCUGUCAGUGAUCAAGGCCUUCUCAUGCAGCUCACCCUACUGUUUGGCCACUGGCCAGCCCAGAGAGCCCGUGGAAGAAAAUGGCCCCGGAGGAAGGAAUGCACAGGUUAAACAGAGGACAGCUUUUCUGAAGGGUGAGAGAAAUCAGGCUAACACCCUGCCAAAGCCCUCUCCGGUACAUGGAGGAAUGAAGCAAGAUAGAAGGGGAGGCAGAAACUGCAGUAGGCAGCGGCCUGCUAUUCUCAUUGAAGCCUGUAUGCCCUAAAAGCUGAAACAGAAAACAUUUUUGCUUCAGGAUCAGGUCUGCUUUGCAUUGAGGACGUCUCUGUGGAGAGGCUGGGAGAAACCAGGCAGGAAUUUCCUCGGAGCUGCAGCACCUAAGCCAACCAAGAGGGCAUGUCAGCCUUCAGUGCUAGUGCUACCACCAAGCCCUUCCCAAAAGUCUGGAGGAGUCCUUGGGGAUCACGUACAGGAAUGGCUUGUGCCCUAAGGUGUUGACAAAUGAAAGAAAAGGAGGAGACAGCAGAUGGAAUCAGCAGCUGGAGUAUCUGCAGAAAAUAAGGCAGCUCUGACAGGCGCGCCAGCAAGGCUUUUGUCUGGGAGUCUUACUCUGUAUCUUCUGCCAUCACAAAAAAUAAAAAAAAUAAUAAAAAAAAAUACUGAGUGAAUCAGAGACUUUUCUCUAGUGUUGAAAGACACUCAUGAGACCACUUCUUUCAUCAAGUGGAACAUCCUGAAGAUUCACAAGCUGUGUUACCAUCAUUUCACAGAAAAUUCCUAGAAAUCCCUGAAAACUAGGAUCUUUACAACUCUUGUUUCUUAAUGAUACAUCAUUAUACUUGUCAACAAGCAGCUUAGAGCAGAUCUAUUGCACCCAAAAAGACAGAAGCAGCCUCUCUUGAGGUCAACUAUCUGAGCACACAUGCAGGAAUCAUCUCCAGGAGCAGCACCAGAGGCCCCAGUAGAACCCAGGGGACAAUACAUCACAAUGUGCCCGUGCACAAAAGCUGCUGGCACGGUGAUCAGUGCAGCAGCCAUGGUGCAGCAGAGCUGUGGUGCUCCCCGGGCACGGACAGCCUGCAGCAAGGCCCCUCUCCCUCGCAGAGCCAGCGGGUGCCACGCACUGGCAGAGGGCAGGAUGGUGUUCUCAGGCCCGGAUGCUAUACGUGAUCACAGAACAAGAAGGCCUGAGCACACUCACUACAUAGGAUCAACAUCUCCGGCAAUAGAAGGUAGCAGUGAUGCUGGCUACUUGUGGCGGCCGGCCUCCUGCUUCUCAUCCCCACUGCAUCGCCGAUGUCAGUAUGCCACAGAAAUCGGGUGGGGAGUGAGAGAGCUCAGCUAUUUCACCUGGAGAAAUCUCCAGAGCGGAGCGCAGAUCAAGAGAGGACAGAUCUGGCAGGCUGCUGAAGAUCAAGCAACACACCGAUACCAAAGUCCAUGGCAGCCAGCUCCCUGUGUUCUUGAACGUCAAGGCCGUGGCGCACGGGCCCGGCUGGCCUGGAAUCUGGGCAGGUACAAAGGCUGCCUUGAACCUCAUAGCGAGCGGCCAGUCACGAUCCACACUACUCCCAGCCACCAGCACAAAGGGAAAAGGGAUGUCCGCUUCAAAAGAAGUUAAAUUAGUUCAGUUCUCCAAGCUCCAGAAGAUGAAAACAAGAAGCACAUGCAGAACCUCCUAUU
Meleagris gallopavo (turkey) is the source of this 1780-nucleotide messenger RNA. RefSeq names its product sperm microtubule inner protein 2 (gene SPMIP2). The record is from RefSeq and is a predicted model, not a curated record. NCBI's taxonomy places the organism in Eukaryota, Metazoa, Chordata, Aves, Galliformes, Phasianidae.